This is a messenger RNA of Microplitis demolitor, 1288 nucleotides long. RefSeq lists its product as uncharacterized. Lineage: Eukaryota; Metazoa; Arthropoda; Insecta; Hymenoptera; Braconidae. The record is from RefSeq and is a predicted model, not a curated record. Gene Ontology annotation, molecular function: metallopeptidase activity. Bases 259 to 1116 code for a protein of 285 amino acids. The transcript is spliced from 8 exons.
ACAAUUCCAAACCUUCACGAUAAUUAGUAUAUUGUUUUUACAUACUAACGGACAUAAAAAUAUUUGGAAUAAUAACGAAUAACUUCAUCGAAAUUUUAAAUCAUGAAGUUAUCUAUUGUAUUAUUGUUUGUUUGUGCAGCGUACAUUGAAUCGUCUCAAGCAACUGCGGGCAAUAUCAGCUCUUGCCUAUGGCUUGGGCAACCAACACGCUGAUCUGAAAUCGUUUUGUUUUAUCCCUUAUCAUACAAUUUACUAUUAAUGGAUGAAAACGAUGUAUAUGUUUAUGGUCCCGAAACUCCAGUAUACUAUCCAGAAAUCAUACGUUAUUUUAUAAAAGUCGAUGUAAAAAGAAAUAUAUUCCCCGAAAAAAAAACGCAACAUUCAAAGGACAGUGGUGUACUAUUUCCAAAGGUAGCAAUUAUCACUGAUAACGUUAGUUAUAAAAAAUACGGUGAAAGUAAAUUAAUUGAACGUUCACAAAUAAUAAUCAACUGGAUAAAUAGCUUUUUCAGCUGGGCCGAUACUAGUCCGGCGGUUGAAGUAUUAUUACAAGGACUCAUUAUAAUGCCAGCGAAAGGCAUAUACGAUCCAGAACCCUCAAGUAUCUACGACAUUGGAUUCAUCCAUAAUGAUAUAUUGACACAAAAACAUAUAGUAGAAGCAUCAACCGAAAAUGGACCUUCAACGGAAUACGUAAACGCUCAAUCAGAAUUGAGAAAAGUCACAGAAUGGUUCAACGAAAACAAAAAUCGAUUUGAGAAUAUGGAUGCCAAUAUCUUAUUAUAUUUAUCUCCAUAUCAUUUAGCUGAUAGCACCAAUCCACUUUCGACUGCUAAUAUAGUAAUGGGAUUAUCAAGGGGAUAUGUUUGUUCAACAACAGCAAGUGUAAUUAUAAGUGAUUUGAUUGGAGAUAAUCAUGCAGCAAUUCCAUUAGCCGUUUCUUCCACUCUCCGUAUGUCACAUCCUCAAGACCGAGAUGACUCAAAAUACUUUUCUUCAACUUUCUUUAUUCCUGAGUCAGUAAAGGAGGAUUGGCGUAGACGGUUGAAGCAAGCAGUUCAAGUUAAUGCUGAAAAUAAUAAUUAUGAAUGUUUGAUUGAACCAGAUGAAUACUAAUAAUCUAAUCUACUGGCAUAAAUAAAUAAAUCUCAUAUUCCGUUUGUAUAGAUUAUUCUAAACUAUGUAAACUUUACAUUUUCUUUCAAUUAACAAUAAUAGAAAACAAAAUGAUAUGUAAUUAGAUCCAAUCAAAUAUAAUAUCAUAUUAAAUUGCAUAUUGUUACGUAAA